AAUUGACGCCGCAAUAAUGGACACAUACCGCAAGGAGUAGCCCCAUCAAUUCUAUUAACUACCUAUCCCAACGUCCUUGGCGUACGCCCUUCUCAAUCGUAUCUGCUUUUGAUAGGUGGAAUAUUACUACGUACGGCGCCUCCUGUCCUGCCCGUUUCUUUACUGUAGGGCUGCACAACCAGCGUCCGUCUACGGAAAUUAGAAAUUCUUUGGUUGAACACUCCGUGCAACACUUGAUAGCUUCCUGUGGUACCGCCCUUUGGGUGAGUGGAUCUCGCCCUGGGAAGAUUUCUUGGAUUUAGCGUAGUGUCAGCAAAGUCGCACUGGGGUGAGCUCACACAUUAAUACAAUUCUAGGAAUCCCCCCCAUCUCUGGCUUGACAUUACCAGACGACUGUAUCCCUGCAAAAAUGGCGUUGCCAUUCAAGAAAGACCUGGAGAAGUACAAGGAGAUAGAUGAGGAUGAGAUCCUCAACAAGCUCUCAGAAGAGGAGCUCAAACAACUGGAAAAUGCUCUGGAGGAGAUGGACCCAGAGAAUGCACUGUUGCCAGCUGGCCUGCGACAGAAAGACCAGACAGGGAAGCAAGCCACAGGCCCCUACGACCGAGACCGGCUGCUCACCUACCUGGAGAAGGAAGCCCUGGAGUACAAAGAUAGAGAAGACGUGGUGCCCUUCACAGGGGAACGGAAAGGAAAAGCGUUUGUGCCCAAGCAGAAGCCCAUGGAAACCCGACAGGAGGAUGUGACGACCCUUGACCCGGAACUAGAAGAAGCCCUCUCCAGCGCCACAGACACAGAACUCUGUGACCUUGCAGCGAUCCUUGGGGUGCACACACUAGUGACGAGUACACAGAGCUAUGACGGGACCAGCAGUAAAGACGGCUACAAUAACAUCAUCAAGGGUGAAAAGGUCAAUCCUGUUUUUGACGAGCCGCCCAACCCCACCAACGUCGAGGAGACGCUGCAGCGGAUAAAGUCAGACGACUCCUCUUUGACUGAGGUCAACCUCAACAACAUCAAGAAUAUUCCGAUACCCACACUGAAGGACUUUGCUAAGGCCAUGGAGAAGAAUACGCACGUGAAGAAGUUCAGCCUGGCGGCCACACGGAGCAACGACCCCAUUGCCGUGGCGUUUAGUGAUAUGCUGCGAGAGAACAAGGCCCUGAAGAGCCUCAACCUGGAGUCCAACUUCAUCACCAGCGCUGGGGUGCAGGCCUUAGUUGAAGCCCUGAGGGACAAUGAGGGACUCAUAGAGAUCAAAAUUGACAAUCAGCGACAGCAGCUGGGAGCCAACGCUGAGAUGGAGAUCGCCAAGAUGCUGGAGCAGAACCCGAGCAUCAUCAAGUUUGGGUACCACUUCACCCAGCAAGGCCCGAGGUCCAGAGCAGCAGCAGCCAUCACCAAGAACAACGACCUGGUGCGCCGGAAACGAAUGGAGAGGGAGUAGAGGUGCUGAGCGGCCGGCCCACUCCACUCCGUCCCCGUCUGCCUGCCUGCCUGCCUGCCAAACCCCCCCGCUCCCCCCGCUCCUCGGCUCCCCCCCUCCUCGGCCCCGACUCCACUGCACCCCCCCGACUCCACUGCACCCCCCCAGUCUUGUGCCAAAACUCUCGGAGCAGCAAGGCAUCCUCACCACCCAGAGCUCCCCCGGGAAGAAGGGAAAUAACUGGAACAGCCCUCUUCUUUUCUUUUCUCUGCAUUUACAUUUUGUGUUUGUUUUUUGCUGUUAUUAUAUGUUAUAUAUAUUAUCAUUCCAGCUGUGAUUUUUUUUUUUUUCCAAGAGUUGUCAUUCCAUUUGUUUUUCAUCAUUUUCUUGUCUUGCUUGUGCAAGAUGUUUUGGCUUGCUAAUGGUUUUGUUCAUUUGGGUAUUUUUGGGGGUAUUAAUUUUUGUUUUGUUUUUGUACUCAGCUGAAAACUAGGAUAGGAUGACUACAGCUUACUGGACUGUACAAAUCCUUGGUCAUCAGUACAUGCAUCUAGCUCUGUAGGGCCAACCUUUAAGAGCACAUGUAACAGAAAGAGUAGAAAGGAUGUUAUUGGUCCAUCCGGGCCAGGUGAUCACUGAGCCUCUCGGACUCAGGCCCAUCUCUAAAGGCUGACCUCUGACCCUCUCAAGCGUCACUGCAAGAGGUGGGAGAUGGACGCGCGCUCUAGACUGAGCUUUGGACAUCUUCUGAUGAGGGCUCACAGGGCUUUUGUGGCCGACUCCAUGGAAAGAUCUAAGUUUGAAGUCUUCAGUGUGUCUCUGCUAGUCUAGGUGUCUCUUCAUGGUUUUCACCAGGUCCCUUUUUUCAUUGGUGUGUUAAUCAAGCACCAUGCAGUCUGCACUCAUAAUCCAGGUGCUUGAUUUGAUACACCUGUGGAAAGGGACCGUAUGAACCUCCUGAAUAGGGAGAGACAGGGUUCCUAUGUCUGGCACGUGAGCUUGGGCCGCUUCAUCUCCUGUGUGUUACGCAGUGCAGCUGUGGGGGGAGGCCAGAAGCGCAUCAGGUGCCGUGUUCAGUGGCAGAGGACUGGGACGCUGUCAGACACCUACUGCAGGCUGGACUGAGCUGGACAGUCUGCUGGUUAAAUACAGCACAGGCCUCUAUGCAUGCGUUAGCACUCCACAAACUAGCACUGCUGACUGCCCCACCGGGCCUGUUUAUCCGAGGUGUCACACAUGUGGAUAACAGCACAUAGCUUUCAGUGUUUGUGUGUGUGAGCGAUAGUCCGUGUGUGUGUGUCUGAGAGAGAAAGAGAGAGUGCGUGUGUGUGUGUGUGAGUGUAAGUGAUUUGAGAAGUCAGAGGGAUUGGGACUGGGAGUGGACAUGCACCUCUAGAGCAGGUUUGACUGCUUCACCAUAGUCCCCUCCCUACUGAAGUGCCCUCGCUGGGACACGGUUCUGUUGAAUCUCUUAUGCUUUGUGUUCCCCUGGCAAGGGACAAGGGAACUAGACAAUUAGCAUCUUGUUUGAUUUGAACUAUUUUAAAUGCUAAAAAGGUAAUUUUUAAAAAGGAAAAACAAAAGAAAUAAAAAGCAGAUCAGGUUAAUGCGUUUCAAAAGAGUAGCCAGACGAAAGCUGGUCUACCGAUGCCAAAGACUGAUGCAGCUCAUGAACACUGGUGGGCUCCUUUAUGUUUGGAUCUGGGUUGUACUUUGACUAUGUUUGCUGUAAUGUCUAGCUUAAAGGAUGGAGGGCGCUCCAUUCAGAGUCAACUGUGGUUAUAAUUGUGGAGCUAAAUGCUGGGAUAACCUGUGCACAAGGUCUCUGGACUCCCAGGCUGUCACACCACUAAGGCGGAAACGAUCCCCCCGCACACUAAUGCACAUACACUCACUCUUGCAAACACACAUACACAUAAUUGUGUUUCUAUAUAGGAUGCUAGCAGAAGUAUGCUGUUCAUUAUGGAAGAGGUCAACAGGAAUUGGCUGGAUCUUUUUUCACGGGAACACGUGAGCAUGCUUUAGAUGUGAUCGCUCAGACCAAUUUAGCAUUCCAUUUUAUGUUCUGUUGUUUGCACCUCUUUUUGAAUAGAGAUGUGUUAACAUAGCCUUGUGGACCAAUCAGCACGUCUGUGAUCAUGCUUGUCUAUUUUUCUGUCUGUCUUUUGUCUAUGAACUUGAGUGUAUGUAUUGCGAUUCAUUUUUAAGGUUUUGUACAUCUGUGCUUUGAGCCAUGAUGUCAGGUGUUUUUGCUUUUGUUUGUUUGUUUGUUUGUUUGUUUUGUUAUGUUUCUUUUUUUUUGUCUUUUCGGGUAGCUGGAUCAUGCUUAUAUAAACCACGUCAGUGAAAUGGCUCUUGCCCUGUGACAUGUCUGAUCUUUUGAUGUGUAAUAUAGAUAUCCAUCUCGAGACCUCUUCUUCACAGAAACUCUUCCCAACCCUUCGUAUAUAAUACAAAUAUCUAUAUAGAAUAAUAAAUAUCAAUGGUAAGGCACUCUCCGCAGAUUUUUUUUUACCUUAAUACUUCAACUCUGGACUCAAGAAGAGGAAAUAUUAUGUACUGUUAUUAACUCCAUGGCUCUCUGUGGCACUGUAAAAAGAAUGAAACAUUCUGAAUAAUAAAUGUUUUUACGUAUCA
Messenger RNA from Sardina pilchardus (European sardine), 4063 nucleotides. It is a transcript of the gene tmod2, whose product is annotated as tropomodulin 2. Gene Ontology annotation, cellular component: myofibril; striated muscle thin filament; cytoskeleton. The record is from RefSeq and is a predicted model, not a curated record. Gene Ontology annotation, molecular function: tropomyosin binding. The transcript has 10 exons. NCBI's taxonomy places the organism in Eukaryota, Metazoa, Chordata, Actinopteri, Clupeiformes, Clupeidae. Bases 410 to 1447 code for a protein of 345 amino acids. Gene Ontology annotation, biological process: myofibril assembly; actin filament organization; muscle contraction.